GCGUGCAAACCAUUUCUGUAGAUUCCCUUACUGAAAGAUGUACAACAUCCUCAGUGAAUGCACAAGAAACAAGGGCUGAUCAUGUAAAGCUCCAUGGCAAUCAACUGUCAUGAACAACAGAACUCUCUAAUAAUAAACCAUGCACACUUAACAAGAAAGAGCCGUUCAGAGACAAAUCAUAUAACAAACAAGUAGAUCACACAGAAGGGAGCAAAACAUAUUUCAGAUGUGGACUGGCAAUUAAAAAGCUGUAUGCUUGAACAAGGAUCCCAAUGCAGUUUUUCAACAAGAUAGGCUACUAUAUAUUGUAAUAACUACCAACAGAUCACGGCAUGACUUUAGCUGCCGUCCGGGUGCAACAAAUUCAGGGAUGAUGGCACUAACCAAAUAACACCAGUGCAUAUAGCUUACUUCAAACAUAAUAUAGAUAGACCAUUUAGGUAUAUGAAUAUAAUAUCUGAACCAAUUUAAUCCCAAUCUGAGUUAGUUUCAGCACCUAAUAAUGGAUUUUCGACCCAAAGGGCAUGCAACACAUUACUUGUGGUUCACUGUUCUGCUGCAGUCUUUGUCAUUUUAAACUUGGGACCGAAGAUAGUGUGAACAUAUACUACCUUAUUCUCAAAAAGUAUCCAGGGCAAUAUAUGGAAUGAGGACUGUUUUUCAGGGCUCAACUGCUCAAGUUCAAGUGCAUACAGACAAGUGAAACUUUCCAGUGCCUCCGUCUAGUGUGUCCAGCCAUCAACAUGACAUUAAUUUUCUACCACCGGGUGGUAUGAAGGGCAACAAAAGGGUAGAGCAACACAAAAAAAGUACAACAUUAGCUACGGGAUAUUAAACAAUUGUUCUCAUAUAUUACUAGUUAAUAGCACGGAAGAAGACUGAUGGCAUGGUCAUGUCAUCAGAUCAUCAUCGCAUAUAGCGCAGCUGGACUAAUGAAUCAACACCAUCUGACGGAUAAAAAUUGUAGUAGGGAGCGAUGGAACUAAACAUAGUAGAACAUUCCAUAUUAUGGUUCAUGAUUACUGGCACUUACCGGUUCAUCCUAACUUAUUAGGACACAGAUACUCCAUGAGACAUGGCACACACUGGCCCUCCAAACAAAUUAGACAGGACACUAACCAACAACUUCUCCAGUACUGAUAGAUACAGAUUGAUAAGGGACAAACAUCAUUGGCAGCAGUGGAGAGUGGAGACCUCAGUUUAAAGGCUGGGCAACGUCAGUCUUGCAACCAGCAUCGUCAUACUCCUUAAGCAGGCCUCAUCAAUUGCUUGCUGAAAUUGGUCUGUCGGGCCGGCGGCGGCUGCAGGGACGAUGACGAGCUCAUUCUUCUCCAACUUCUCCCGAACAGAGGCCUGGAACUCGAAGAACUCGUCCUGCGAGGCCUGCAGCCACUCGAUCUCCUCCUGCAAGCGCUCCAGCAACUUGGGGUCGCGGGUCCUGUAGUCGGCGAGACUAGGGACGGGGUCGGCCUCCCUCGUCAGCGCCAGCAGCCAGCGGAGGUAAUCCUCCGGCAUCUCCACCAACUCCUCCGCCGAUGCCUCCUCGCUGCCGCCGCCGGCAGCAGCCCCCGCCGCAGCAUCGGGGUCGGCAGCAGCAGCUGGCGCUCCUCUGCCGGCGCACUCCCGCGGCCGGCGGCGCUGGAAUUCUUCACGAGGUCCUCCUUGCCGGCCAUCGCUGCUGGGGCUGAUCCCAUCCGCUGCGCUAGAAGAGGGAUUGCGACGGCAGGCGCGGUCCGAUUUUUUUUUUUUGGUGGAGGCGAGGUCCGAUUCAGGUGAGCGGGGUUUUUUUUACAUUUUUAUCACUAUAACAAAGGUCACUCGCUCAGCUUUUAUAUAUUUAGCACUAUUGUAGCUGCAGCUUUUACAUUUUUACUAUUUUAGCUAAUGUGGCACUCCAUGACAACCUGACAUGGUGGCGCUGAGUCAGCAAGCUCAUGCGAAAUGUCCUUGCUGCCUCUCGUCUCCUUCUCUUCUCCCUUUCCGACAGCCGGGUCCCACAGCUUCUCCCACUGCCAGGUGGGUCCCCGUCAUCAGCAUCAUCCUCCACCUCCGGUGCCUGCCCUAUUUGUAUGUUGUACUACUAGAUUGCAGUAGUUGCAGCCUGAAUUGCAAUGGAUGUAGUGCAGAUUCAUUUCGUUCAGACUAAUUGUAUGUUAACUCCUAUGAACAGAAUGAUUUGAUCAUAUGUUAACUCUGAAUCGUUGCUAGAAAUGAGCAGAAUGAUGUUCAACAUCCUAGAUACAUCCUACAUAGAUCACUAAGAUGUGUUCAAAAAAAAAACCCGUGAUCAGAAAAGGUUCAGGUUUCAGUUGAAGUUUAAGUUAAGUUUUAGGUUCAGUGGUUCAGCUAAGUUUCUUAGUGAUCAAGUUCAGUCUAGUGAUCUUUUUCCUAAACUGAAUGUGUCUAAUGAUUAUAUUUAUAAACUGAAUCUGUCUGAACUGAAUGAGACUGAAGUUGAGCCAUGUCGUCUACAUCUGAAGCAUCAGAAGAUGGUGAUAAAGGCAUACUUGUAGAUGACCAAAUAUUCAUCCCAGGGAACACAUACAAGAUAUGGCUGGCCGAUGCAACAAGCGUUGUAUCCAAAAGGCCUCGAGUAAAAACUCUCGGAAGAAGAAAGUUUGCAUUGGGAGAGCGGAGAGGCAGCAUGUGGAGGCUGAAGGUGGCCGAGGGCGGCGGCCCGUGGCUGAGAUCCACGAACAACUUCGUCGGGCGCUCGUUUUGGGAGUUCGACCCUGACCUCGGCACGCCGGAGGAGCGCGCCGAGGUGGAGAGGGUGCGUCGGGAGUUCACGGAGCGCCGUUUCGACCGGAGGGAGCCUGCUGACCUCCUCGUGCGCAUGCAGCACGCCAAGGAAAACCAGGUUCACCGACGACGCCAUCUGCCGCCCCAAGCCAAGCUCGAAGAAGAUGUGGUGAUGACCGAAGGCAUUGUGGUCGACUCCUUGAGGCGAGCGCUGGAUCAGUUCUCUUCCGUGCAAGCGAGAGACGGCCAUUGGCCUGGCGGUUACAGCGGGGUCAUGUUCAUUUUGCCUGGCAUGAUAUUUGCUAUGCAUGUCACUGGAUCACUCAAUGCUGUUGUGUCGGGGGAACAUCGCCGUGAGAUACUCCGCUUCAUCUACAACCAUCAGAACGAAGACGGUGGAUGGGGCACGGAUGUCCGGUGCUCAAGCACCAUGUUUGGAACAUGCACAAACUACGUCACCUUGAGGCUGCUUGGCGAGGAGCCAAAUGAUGACAAGUUGGCUAAAGGGCGUGAUUGGAUUUUGUCCCGUGGUGGUGCAACUUUAAUACCCGAAUGGGGGAAAAUAUGGCUGUCGGUGCUUGGUGUGUAUGAUUGGUCUGGAAACAACCCAAUUUUCCCGGAACUAUGGGUCGCUCCAAAGUUUCUUCCAUUUCAUCCAGGGAGACUCUGGUGCUUGUGCCGUAUGCUUUAUCAGCCAGUAGCUGUUCUUUACGGCAAGAGGUUUGUUGGACAACUUACACCAACUAUACUAGCGCUAAGAGAAGAGAUCUAUAACACUGCGUACGACAAGAUUGACUGGAACGAAGCUCGCAGUGCCUGUGCAAAGGAGGACGUCCUCUGUCCACGCGGAAUGUUGCAGAAUGUGAUCUGGACUUCACUAUCCAAGGGUGUGGAGCCACUGUUGAGUAGUUGGCCUGUCAACAAGCUGAGGGAGAGAGCUCUGAGCAAUCUCAUGGAGCAUAUCCAUUACGAAGAUGAGAACACAAACUAUAUCUGUGUAGAUGCUGUAAGCAAGCCUCUAAACAUGGUCUGCUGCUGGGUAGAAGAUCCGAAUUCUGAUGCUUUCAAGCGUCACCUUGCGAGGAUACCUGACUUCUUGUGGCUCGAAGAAGAUGGCAUGACAUCACUGGUAUAUGAUGGCUGUAACAGCUGGGAAACUUCAUUCAUAAUUCAAGCAUUUUGCGCUACUGAUCUUGUAAAUGAGUAUGGUGCAACUGUCCAAAGAGCCCAUGACUUCUUGAAACAUUCCCAGCUUAUGUGGAAUCAUCCUGGUGACCUAAGUUACUGGCAUCGUCAUAUAACAAAGGGUUCAUGGGCUCAUUCAACUGCAGACAAUGGAUGGGGUGUAUCUGAUAAUACCGGAGAAGCACUCAAGGCUACACUCUUACUAUCAAUGAUGAAGAGCAGCAUUGUUGGUGAUCCAAUACAGAGAGAUAGGUUGCAUGAUGCUGUUGAUUUCCUUCUAUCAAUUAUGAACAAAGAUGGUUCCUUUUCAACGUACGAAUGUGAAAGAACUUAUUCCUGGUUAGAGGUUCUCAGCCCUUGUCAGAAUUUUCCAAAUGUGAUGGUCGAUUAUCCAUCUCUAGAAUGCACUUCCUCGGCGAUUCAAGGCCUGGCACUUUUCACCAAAUUAUAUCCUUAUUACCGUAAAAAAGAGAUCGAUGAUUGUAUUUCAGGAGCAGCAAAAUUUAUGGAGGGUAAACAACGAGAAGACGGUUCAUGGUUAGGUACUUGGGCUGUAUGUUUCACCUAUGCCGCGUUCUUUUCAGUUAAAGGAUUAGUUGAUGCAGGAAAAACAUAUGAGAAUAGCUCUUCCAUCAGGAAUGCAUGCCACUUCCUAUUGUCAAAGCAGCUCAUUACUGGUGGAUGGGGAGAAAGCCAUGUUUCUAUGAGAACUGAGGUUUAUGAAAAUAUCAAAGGCAAUCGUGCUCAUGGAGUGAACACUGCAUGGGCUAUGCUGGCUUUACUCUAUGCUGGACAGAUGGAGAGAGAUCCGACACCACUACAUCGUGCUGCAAAAGAACUAAUCAAUAUGCAGUUGGAAACAGGAGAGUUUCCCCAACAAGAACAUGUUGGAAGCUACAACUGUGCUAUUAUCUUCAAUUACCCCAACUACCGCAACGCAUUCCCUAUUUGGGCUCUUGGAGAAUAUCGCUGUCGUCUUCGUGCUAUGAAUGAGAAAUGAGUCCAAGCAUAUAACAUGGUGACAAACAAGUGCGUAUGGCUAUGCUAGAGGAUAUUAUAUACCCAGCCCAUCAUACAAACAUUGUCAUAAAUAAAAUCCGCACGGUUCUAUAUAUGUAUAGGAUCUGCAGGAGUAUCAGUGCAUCACAUAUACUACUAAAUAAAUGUGAAGAUGUAAAGCUAAGGUUGCUUGAUGUUGUAUGUUUCUAACCCACUUCUUUCGAGAACACAAAAAGCAGGAUUAUAUAAACAAUGCUAUAAUAGCAUUAUUUGAUGAUUAAAAUAUUGUAUGAUUGUAAAGUUCUCAUUGGCAAGGUGAUGUGUGGAUUCUUAUGUAAUCGGGGGUCUAGCUAUCAGUUAGGUUCAUUCAUCCCUUGCUGCAGCUUGAAUGGAAGAGUUUGACAUGUGUCCGUGUAAAGGAAAUUUUACUGUAUUUUUUGUUGAUCUUUUGUGACAAGUGAAGGAAGUUUUACUGUA
Messenger RNA from Panicum virgatum (switchgrass), 5403 nucleotides. RefSeq names its product achilleol B synthase-like. Gene Ontology annotation, biological process: triterpenoid biosynthetic process. The transcript is spliced from 20 exons. Gene Ontology annotation, molecular function: intramolecular transferase activity. Bases 2462 to 4927 code for a protein of 821 amino acids. Gene Ontology annotation, cellular component: lipid droplet. NCBI's taxonomy places the organism in Eukaryota, Viridiplantae, Streptophyta, Magnoliopsida, Poales, Poaceae. The record is from RefSeq and is a predicted model, not a curated record.